Physella acuta is the source of this 1068-nucleotide messenger RNA. RefSeq names its product tolloid-like protein 2. NCBI's taxonomy places the organism in Eukaryota, Metazoa, Mollusca, Gastropoda, Physidae. The record is from RefSeq and is a predicted model, not a curated record.
AUGUAUGCUAUCGCCAAUGAUAUUUUUGAUGGUAAUCGACUGGAUCAUGCUGAGAGCCACAAAAAACGACACAGGAAUCCAUUGGAGUUUCACAAAAAGUUUUCAAGUCAAGCGGCAUCUCCUGUAUGUAACACACUACCGCCUGGCUUGUAUGACUACGGCCAAACUUGCAGCUCCAGCUCCCAAUGUGUCACUGGGUUCUGUUCUAACUCAAGAUGCGCAUGUGCCUCUGGGACUACAUACAUCACAUGCGUCGCUGCUUGUGUAUCUAAUUGCAAUUCAACGAUAACAGCUGCAUCAGGAACAAUAACCAACCCAGGUUAUCCAUCAAGCUACUCUGGGCAAUGUUUCUGGACCAUUCAAGGAUCUACGGGAAGCAUUAUCGCUUUCAACGUAACUUACUUGGACAUGGAAUCUGUCAAUAGCUGUUCAUCAAACUAUCUGGAACUAUUUGACGGGCCUUCAUCAUCCUACAGGACAUUUGGGAAAAUGUGCACAUCAUGGCAGGUGCUGACAGUGUCCACCACAAGCAACAUGUACGUCGUGUUUAGUACAUCAGCAAGUGGACGAUUUCACGCGACAUUUAAAAUACAAGGAACAUCAACAACAUUGCAAGAUGCAUCCGGCUUCAUUGUCAGUCCUGGAUUUCCACUUGUCUAUCUAGAUAACAAAGUUUACGACUGGACAAUCGUGGGAAGAUCCGGGACAUUUAUCAACCUAAACAUUGAUACAUUUAAGCUGGAGGGCACAUUUCCUGAAUGCAAAUACGACUACUUACAAGUUUAUGAUGGAAGUAGCGCCUCAUCUCCCGCUUACCCCAAAUAUUGUGGCAAGAGUGCACCGGGAAUGAUCGUUUCUACAUCAAACUACAUGCACAUAGUUUUUAGAACAGAUGACUCGAGUGUUUAUAAGGGAUUCAAUGCUACCUACUAUACACAAGGCACAGUAGCAACGCUCUACGAGUCAGGAAAAGUGGCAAGUCCGGGUUAUCCAUUAAAUUAUUUGAAUAGGCAGGAUAUCACAUGGACACUGACCACUAGAGCUGGAACAUAUCUAAUUUUAAAGUAA